CCAAUUUUUUUCCACAUGACAUCCUCCUCAAGUUUUUGUCUGUGGUUCCAGUAUGAAGUGGAACUGUUCCAGAACGAGGCAGCCUGUCAGACUCCGCUGGACCGCCAGUAUCACGCAGAAAUCAGGGCUAUCAACAAGGCCAAGGGCCGACGCAAUCAGAGAAUUUUCACAUACACUGAUCACGAUCGAUACACCAACUGUUUCUCACUCCACCAACUGCACAAUGACUUGGUUUCCGCGACCAAAUCAAGUCCCACCUUCCUGGCUGAGAGGAUGGCCAGUGUCAGAAACAGAAGGCAAGAGAGGCGCACCAUGGAUAGUAGCAUCACUAAGUCAAGAAUCAUCAACUGGGAUCCCACAGAUGAGUUUGUCAAGAGCAGUCAUGUGGUAAAUAAUGCCAUGCAGACCAUGCACAUCAUGGGUGACUUGGGCCCACCUGGAAAGUUGGGCCAGAAAGAGAAUGAGUGUUUGCUGGCAACCAUAAAAACCGAUGGUAGUGGAACCAUCAUUGUAAAACCCAACUUCAACAAAGGCAGAGAGCCCUACAGGAUUGUAACGAAUGGCGAGAAGAGAGAAGUGUGGCGCUUAACUUUGGAGAACGCAUCCAGAGUGAUGAAACCAGAGGAGCGAGAGAGAGAGCAGAUCAUGUACAAAGAUUUGUAUAACAGGCACAAAGAGUACCUCAACAGCCUUGUAGGACAGGACUUUGAAAUGCCUCCUGUAGGUGUCCUACGUUACCUGCUGCAUGGAGAGAUAGUGUCGGCUAACGACUUUGAAUACGAUAACUUGUACAUCAACUUCUUCAUGGAAUUGCCAAAUAAUUGGUCCAGUUUACCGUUCCAGUCGAUGUCAGGGGUUACUCAGACCUGCAGGACCAAAUCUUUGGGGAAGGAAAAUGUAGCGUUCUUCAGCUACCCUUUCAGCUUUGAGGCUUUUUACAUGAGUGAAAAAGAAAACGAAGGUCAGUAGCCCUUUAAUUU
This is a messenger RNA of Poecilia latipinna (sailfin molly), 980 nucleotides long. RefSeq names its product MKS transition zone complex subunit 1 (gene mks1). The transcript has 10 exons. The record is from RefSeq and is a predicted model, not a curated record. Gene Ontology annotation, cellular component: MKS complex. Gene Ontology annotation, biological process: cilium assembly. Bases 16 to 969 code for a protein of 317 amino acids. NCBI's taxonomy places the organism in Eukaryota, Metazoa, Chordata, Actinopteri, Cyprinodontiformes, Poeciliidae.